GUGAGUAAAGAACUAACCCUGGUUAAGUUAAUUGCUAGGGUUCACCCAGAAGGUGGGAGAGGGGGGCUCUGUUUUGUACUCUCCUUUUCACUUUGGUGGCAUUGUCGACGAAUAUUCGAAUCACAUGAUGAUUCAUAUCCGUUCGUGUAUCAAACUCAUUUCUACUGGCAUGUUGAUUGACUGUGACAACCAAUGGUAUAACGAAAGAAAAAUCUCAACUCCUGGCCUUUAGCACUUGUGCUAGCCCUUUUGCACCAUUCUGCCUUUCCUGAGGAGAAAAGAUAUGUGAAGAUUGAGGGUCAGCAAUAGGAUUCAUGGAAUGCAACAGGGAUGAGGCUAUUAGGGCGAAAACAAUUGCCGAGAAGAGGUUGGCUGAUAAAGAUUUUACCAGUGCAAAGAAAUUUGCAUUAAAGGCCCAAACCCUAUAUCCUGAGCUGGAUGGCAUCGCGCAAAUGUUCACCACUCUUGAUGUGUAUAUAUCUGCAGAAAAGAAGGUAAGUGGGGAAGUGGAUUGGUAUGGGAUUCUCGGUGUAAACCCCUCUGAUGAUGACGACACAAUCAGAAAACAGUACAGGAAGUUGGCUCUCAUACUGCACCCUGAUAAAAACAAAUCUGUUGGUGCAGAUGGUGCAUUUAAACUUCUUUCUGAAGCAUGGAGUUUGUUGUCUGACAAGGCUAAAAGAUUAGCCUAUAACCAUAGGAGGAGUUUGAGCGGUUCUCAGCAGAAAGUGUCAUCUCAAAGUGGGGAUCCAUCAGCAGCCUCUGGUGUAAAUAGCUUUCACAAUUUGGCAACAUCAAAGCCGAAGUCCCGCAGAACCAUCACUACUGCUCGAAUGGGUCCUGCAUCGGUUUUCCCUCCGGUCCCCCCUCCAGCUCCAGAUCCAGAUCCGCCACCAGUUAUUCAUCGGGACGAUACUUUUUGGACUAUUUGCCAUAGAUGCAAGAUGCAUUAUGAAUAUCUCAAGGUAUACCUUAAUCACACCCUCCUUUGUCCCAAUUGUCACGAGCCUUUUCUAGCUAAGGAGACUGCACCGCCGGUUAAUUUUUCCUGGUCAGCUCACCAACAGCAUCAUGAUUUGAGCAUUAGUAGUAAGCCUGCUACCAACCAAUAUAAUCCAAGGAGAAGCCCUGCAGCCGCUCACAACUCUGAAGGAGCUCCAUCUAGUCAUCGUCCAUCCAAUAACACGAAUAGCUUCUUGGGUCCAUUCUCAGGAACAAAUCUUCCCUGUAACACAGAUCCUUCCAUUGCAUUAAAAGCAGCAAAUGUUGUUCAGCGGGUCAACGAGAGAUUGAGAAGAGAUAACACAGAUCCUACUUCCAUUGCAUCAAAAGCAGCAAACAUUGUUCAGCGGGUCAACGAGAAAUUGAGAAGAGAACGUGAAGAAUUGUCUGCUGGAUGGCCCUCAAAAGAUAGAAAAGUGGAUAACAGUGAGCAGUCUUCUUAUAGUACUCCAUAUCAAAUGUCCAUGGGAAACGACACAGGAAAUAUAUCUAGGUUAAGAACCACUGUUUUUGAGACAGAUGGGGCAUAUGGAUUUUAUAGUAUGAGUAACAAGAUAAACAGCACCAGAGAAUUGUCUCCACUUGAAAUUCGAAACAUGCUAAUGCAGAAAGCUCAAAAAGAGAUUUGCAGGAAAAUAAGUGAAUGGCUUUCGGAGGAGGAGGUGGAAGAAAACAAGGCAGAUCAUACAAAAACUUUUACAGGAAGUAAUGGUAACGGUAAUUGCACGUCCUCCAUAAAGAAGGGUUUAUGCCAAACCAUGGAUACGCAGGAGCAUCAAGAACCUGCAAUGAUGGUUCCUGAUCCUGAUUUUCACAAUUUUGACUUGGACCGUACAGAAAAUUCUUUCCAAGAUAACCAGGUGUGGGCUGCCUAUGAUGAUGAAGAUGGGAUGCCACGCUUCUAUGCCUUGGUUCAUAAGGUGUUAUCAAGGAAUCCGCUUAAGAUGAAAAUCAGUUGGCUAAACUCAAAGACAACCACUGAAUUCGGCCAAAUAGACUGGAUAGGUUGUGGUUUCCGGAAGACAUGUGGGGAAUUUAGAGUUGGGAGGCACGAAUUCUACAAGUCUCUAAAUUCAUUCUCUCAGAAGGUUGAGUGGACCAAAACCCCACGAGGGAGUGUUCUCAUAUACCCGAGAAAGGGGGAGGUGUGGGCCCUGUACCGAAAUUGGUCACGUGAUUGGAAUGAACAUAUUCCAGAUAAUGUGAUCCAUCAGUAUGAAAUGGUGGAAGUAGUCGACGACUAUAAUGAAGAACAAGGUGUGGCGGUUAGUCCACUUGUGAAGUUUGCUGGAUUUAGGACGGUAUUUCAUCCACGGACUGAGCAGAGUGAAGUGAAGAAGAUAUUAAAAGAAGAAAUGUUUCGAUUCUCGCAUCAAGUUCCGAAGUACUUGCUGACAGGUGAAGAAGCCCACAACUCUCCAAAGGGUUGCCUGGAACUGGAUCCAGCAGCUACCUCGGUGAAUGAAGCCUGAAAAUAGUGAAUACAUAGACCAAGAAAAUGGACAGACUAAUAACAUAGCCCUAGUGAAGGUAAGAAAUCUCUUCUAUAUUUGCUUGCUUUUAGAGCAUUUUGUGUCCUUUUAUGAUCAAUCCCUAAAUCAGGACUAACCACCCCUCAUUUAUUCUUGUUCAGUAGAAAGGUUGAAGCACUUUCUAGUUUUGGUAAGAACUUGCUAUCUAAUUAACUUGGUUCUUUUCUACAUCAACUUCGGAUAAUAGGUUCUAAGAAAUGAUUGAUCUAGCAAGUCCAAGAGCUGUCAUGAUCGCCAUUCGCCGAUUUGUCAAAACCCAGCAUGCAUGCCAAAUUGGUACAAAAAUGAGAAUGACUUCAGUAUUGGGUCAAUUUCUAGGACAGGUUCCAUCUCAUGGACUUUGUGAUGUAGGUUGGGAUGAGUUUCAUGACCGGUUUCGAUACGAUUCUGGGUCAUUCAUGACUCAUGGGUUUUUGUUAAUAUAGAUAAGAAAAUGUAUUAAGAACUGGCUGAUUCUUUUAUAACGGUGGUUGUUCAGAACAGCUGGUGUGCAACUCAGCACCGUAAUUUGACAAGCCUUUGCGGCGAAUGGUUGGUACU
This is a messenger RNA of Cynara cardunculus var. scolymus (artichoke), 3074 nucleotides long. RefSeq lists its product as uncharacterized. The transcript has 3 exons. The record is from RefSeq and is a predicted model, not a curated record. NCBI's taxonomy places the organism in Eukaryota, Viridiplantae, Streptophyta, Magnoliopsida, Asterales, Asteraceae. The coding region runs from base 315 to 2474 and encodes 719 amino acids.